CGGGGGAAUGCCAAGGGCACGUGAAGACGUGAGCGAUUAGCGACUUCGAGACCCACGCCUUUCCUCUUCCACACCAUACUCGCAAGAAGGUAACAGCCGCCCACAGCGGGCACCUUCCACUACAGCUCACUCAAAAUGGCCACGAUGGCACCCCAACUCCCUACAGUCACCGUUGAUGAUUUACGCGACUUUCACGCGAAACACUUCCCCAACGCGCCUACGCCUGAGCAUUUCCUCUAUGGUAUAGAUCAUGAGCCUGCUGAAGAGUAUUACGAGGAGAAGGAAGUUGACCUAGGCUGCUAUGAAGACGGUACGCCGCGCACUCUCACCGACGAACAAAUCGCUAUGUUCAGGCACUCCGAGAUCCAGGGUAUCAUCCGUAAGCGAAGGCAGCAACGCGAUAACGGUGUUGGUUUGGAGGAAGGAGAAGCAGAGGGCUCAGCCGCUGAGAGUUCAGCUAUGGCCGAAUCCCCUCCCUCUCAACCCGCUGCCACUGCGGUUUCGGAAACAGACAAGGUUGCAUCUGGCCGUGUGGAGAAACUGAAACAUCAGCAGCAAUGGACGACGAGUAGUCCAAGAACAAAGGCUAGGAACAAGAGGAAUCGUGAUAAGUACAAGGCUAAGAAGAGAGAUGGAAGGCCUAACCGCGAACAAGCUCGAAAGAAUCACCGCGAUCAAGAUGACGAAAGCGACGAGUGGGAUCCCUGGCACCAAGCCAAGGGACCAGACGUACAGAAAGACGAUACCGUGGACCUGGAUUACUGAACCUGGAGCAAAUGCAUGCUUCCGGCAGCACAGCGCUCUUCGCUACGUACGUACCCCUUCCCUGAUACAUCAGCAUCGUGCAAUGAUGAAAUCCGAUAUCGUCAUCCUUAGACAGAGAAGAAGCCGGGCUUGAGUCGAGGAUGU
Molecule: messenger RNA, 909 nt
Organism: Boeremia exigua
Lineage: Eukaryota; Fungi; Ascomycota; Dothideomycetes; Pleosporales; Didymellaceae
Exons: 2
Coding region: 136-765 (209 amino acids)
Source: RefSeq, a predicted model, not a curated record